UUAAUUUGUUUGUGUGAGAUUAAAUCUACAUGCAUUAAAGACUAAAAUUGAAUAAUUGAUUUUCCAGGAUCGUAAACUUUUAUUGGGUCCCCAUACGUGUAUAUAUAAGUCACACCUUACACACUCUCUCUAUAUCUCCCACACACAAAACCUAGAAUCUCUUUUUCUUAAACUUUUUUUUCUUGGUAAAGUUAAUUUUCUUUCUCUCUCAAGAUCAUUGUCUUCAUCUUCAUCUUGAUCUUGAAGAUGGAGCCACCGCAACAUCAUCAUCAAGCCGACCAAGAAAAUGGCAACAACAACAAGUCCGGCUCUGGUAGUUAUACGUGUCGUCAAACGAGCACAAGAUGGACACCAACAACGGAGCAAAUCAGAAUCCUCAAAGAUAUUUACUACAACAACGGAGUCCGAUCACCAACGGCCGACCAGAUUCAGAAGAUCUCUGUAAGGCUAAGACAGUAUGGGAAAAUCGAGGGUAAAAACGUCUUUUACUGGUUCCAGAACCAUAAGGCUCGUGAGCGACAGAAGAAGAGAUUCAACGGCACAGUCAUGACCACGCCGACGUCUUCAUCUCCCAACUUGGUUAUGAUGGCUAGUGAUCAUUAUUAUAACCAUCAUCCUCUUCUUCACCAUCCUCAGCAUGGUGUUACCAUGCACAGACCUGCUUCAGUAAACGUUAAGCUUGACCAAGAAAAUCAUCUGCUUCAUCAAAACAGAUCAUAUCCUAGCUUCAAUAACGGUACAGGCACUGAAUGUGGUGCUCUUAAUGCGUCUUCUAAUGGCUACAUGAAUAGCCAUCUCUAUGGAUCUAUUGUACGUUUGAAACUACAAGUCAUUUAUUUUAGACAAUAUAAAUUCUGCAUGCAUAUAAAUUCCAUUUACAUUUAUGAAACGGGAUUUUGGGUGAAGGAACAAGAUUGUUCAAUGAGCUACAACAACGUAGGUGUAGAGUGGACAAACAUGGAUCAUAAUCAUAUUUACUCUGCUCCAGCUUACAACUUCUUCGAUAGACCAAAGCCUAUGUAUGAACUAGAAGUUCAUGAAGAAGAAGGAGACUAUGGUGGCAAUGCUUAUCUGGAACAUAGACGUACACUUCCUCUUUUUCCUAUGCACGGUGAGGAUCAUAUCAACGGCGGUGGUGGUGUCAUCUGGAAGCACGGACAAUCGGACGGUCGUGAUCGUUAUGGUAGAGGCCCUUGUGCUUCUCUAAAGCUAUGCCUGAACUCCUACGCAGCCGGCGUCACACAGGAUUAAUGCUUUCUUGAGCUACGUCUGAACUCCUACGCUCUUUAGCUUCAAUCGCAUGGUUGGCUCGUAUUAUGCAGUUAUAAUAGUAGUAUCUUCCGUACGUACGUAGUUUAAUAAAUUGUAAUUACUCUCGUCUAGGUUUAACUUUAUUUGAGUGUGUUUUUCACCUUUCUUUUAUAAUGUAACACAUUGAAAUUAUAUUAAUAUGGAAUUUGAGUCUAUUUCAGUACGAUAUACACAUAUGGAAAUUCAAAAAAAUCCGUAGGCAUUAUGUAGGGGAAAGCCCCCAAAAUCUACAUAGUUUUUAUACAAGUGGAUUAGCCAAAUAUAACCUAUAUAUUGGUUUGAAAUGAAAAAAAUAAACUUCAUAUUCAAUCAAUCGCAAAAGUAGGGGUAGCAAAUUAUUAUUUAUCCCUUAUGACCAAAAAAAAAAAAAGUUAUUAUACGAUUCUAUCAUACGGAAGUCUACAAUUAGUAGAGAGAAGUCUACAAAGUGUAGACCUCUUUAUUAUGAAGUCUACAUCGUAAUUUGAUCUAAUCAUUUUAUUUUAAAAAUGUCUAAUUAGGAAAUAUUGUGUGAAUUUUUUUUAUAAAUCAUCAACAUAAGAACCAGUGUGAGGGAUAUAAAUUAAAAAAUUAAUAUAAUUGAACAUUUUUAAAAAUAUAUAUUGAUUUGAUAAUUCUGUGUUGGAAUUAGAUUCUUAGGGUUAUAUUUUAGAUUUAGGUUUUUGUUUUAUUGACCUAAAUUUACAUAUCAAUUUGAUAGUUUAUAUUUUACAUAUUUUGUUAUUUGAUACAAUGAUUAACUGAGACUUUUUGGUUAUUAAGUACACAUUUAGAGUUUCGAUUUUGUGGUUUAAGACAUUUCAAACAGCCCCUUAUCCUCUUAGUCCGAGAGAUUUUGCACUCCAAUAG
Brassica napus (rape) is the source of this 2160-nucleotide messenger RNA. Its product is annotated as protein WUSCHEL. The transcript is spliced from 2 exons. Bases 247 to 1251 code for a protein of 334 amino acids. Gene Ontology annotation, molecular function: DNA-binding transcription factor activity; DNA binding. The record is from RefSeq and is a predicted model, not a curated record. NCBI's taxonomy places the organism in Eukaryota, Viridiplantae, Streptophyta, Magnoliopsida, Brassicales, Brassicaceae. Gene Ontology annotation, biological process: plant organ development.